Klebsormidium nitens is the source of this 6239-nucleotide messenger RNA. The record is from the annotation of a GenBank genome assembly. NCBI's taxonomy places the organism in Eukaryota, Viridiplantae, Streptophyta, Klebsormidiophyceae, Klebsormidiales, Klebsormidiaceae.
GCCAGACUGAGAGAGCAUUGUCAAGACGCUGCUGCCACUGGCGCUGGCUUGGAGGCGCUCUCUUCUUGUGAAUCAUCUGUGAAUGCCGCUCAGGUCCCUUCGGUGAUCAGCUUGGUUGCUCCAGCAAUGAGCAUGUUUUUCUAUCUCUGGUGGGCGCACGAGCUGCUUGCUGGCAGAGAUGCCCAUGACAGCUGAGAUUGAUCAAUGGGGCCAUCCAGCGUAUCACACUCCUAAUUGCAACCUGUUUUGGCGUAAACUUUACGAGAGGAAGUGCUGGCCAGUAGUGGUCAAAUGUGAGCUCUUGCAUGAAGCUCACCAUGUAAUUCACCUAUUUAGGGUGGUUUAGAGAUGGCAACCUCAUGGGGCGAUCAGACGGAUGAAGGGGGUUACACAGAUGAAGAGGAGGAAAAGAAGGAGGAAGGGGGUGGAGGAAACGCGCUGGGAGGGUUUAUGUUUGGGAACGUGGACCGCAACCUCCGCCUGGAAGAGAAUUAUCUUGACCAAGAUGCGAUUGACAAGCUGGGAGAGCUGGGCGCCAGGCUGGGUGGACGGCUCAACCUGCAGCGGCUCGUGUCUGAGAAUCACCGGGACGAGGAGGAUGAUGAUUACGACGUGAAAGCAGAGAACGCACGUGACUACGAGGACGAACAGGAGGUGAUUGACGACCCUGGCGCCUUACAACCCCCCCUGCCAAACUUUGUGCUGCCUCUUCCCCAGCAACCGGCCGCCCCCGGCGCAGAGGAAGAUGAUUAUGACGAUGAUGGGGGAGCAACGGAACUACCAGUUUUGCCGGGGCCAAUCAUAGCGGCAAACGUGGCUGCGCCAGAGGAAGAGGAUUACGAUGAGGAGGGGCGGGGACCCACCACAGAAAAGUGGCCGCAAGUACCCCCCCCGGAAGAAGAGGAUUACGACGAGGAGGGGACGGGGGAGAAGGAAGGUGUUGCGAAGAGCUCGGAAGGGCUUUCUGAGGGGAUUCCUAUGGAGGAGGACGAGGAGGCGUUAGAGGUUUCGGAGAGGCCGGCUGAGGCUGCGGGACCCCUAGAGCUUCCGGUGCUGUUCCAGAAGGCGGGCGGCGAGCCUGUGCUGCGGUUCUCGGAGAUCUUCAGCAAGCGGGUCGAGCGGUCAACGAAGCGGAAGAAGAAGGCGGUCAAGAAGCGGGUUCAGAUCCAGGUUAGCGCUGACCAUGAAGAGAGCGACGAUGACGAGGCGUGGUUUCGUGCGGAGCCACGAGCGGAACUGAGAAAGGAGCCAAGUGCUGACUUAGCGAGGCAGCCGAGCGGAGAGGGGUUUAAGAGUUUGAAGCAGCGGGGAAGCUUCAAUUGGCGAGCGCGCCGACCGGCCAAGAGCGACGAGAGUGAGGAAGAACGGGAGGCGUUUGAGCCAGAGCCGGACGAGGCGCGCUCCUCCGGAGAAGAGGGCCUCACAACCGAGGAGGACGAGCGCCGCCGCUCCGCCGCUGACAUCACCGAGGGGGGUGCUGACGUCGCCGUUCGCGAGCACGAUUUGCGGGCCCCAGAGGGAAUUUCGGCUGAGGGUCUGGGAGACGGUUUGUUGGAGGGAAGAGAACUGAUGGACAUUGAUGAUGAGAGGCGGGCCUCACACCUAGCGGCCAGCACGUCCGCUGACGUCAUCAUCCGACCGAGAGACGGCCGGGCGCCAAAGGGCCGCCGGCGGGGGGCCUUUGGAGGGAAUCAGCCAGUUCGUGCGGAGAACGGCGAGGUUUUGGAGAGUCUCAGGGCGUCGCUGCCAGAGGAAAACUUUGCACUGGUGCAUCAAGUUGACUGGGAGCGUAACAUCAUGUGGGAUGAUGGGCGGACAUCAGAGGCGAUGAGGGUGAGUCGGAAGAAGAAUCCGAGGGGGCAGGAAGAUGGUAGCUUUUACGCUGCGGAACAGAACGGGACGCAGUCGUUGCCAAACGGGGCGCUUUCGAAUGGGGCGAUGUCUGAAGAGGAGAGCGAGCUGACGUCAUCGAGUUUGGGAGGGGCAGGGAAGAACCUCACGGACCAGUCGGCGACUUUAGCGGAGGCGACCGAGGGCGAGUCCGUGCCGCCAGUGGUGCUCGAGAAGCUGACGAAAGAUGACGUCACUUUUGCGGAGGGUGACGUCAAUGGAGGCGCGCACCCGCAGAUGCUGCGCCUCGAGAAACGAGCGCCGGGCUCUGCGAGCGAGAGAGCUGUCUCGGCGCAGGAGCUGCUGAAGCGGAUGACGAGACUCGAGCUGGGGCCCGAGGACUGGUUAACCGAGGAGGGUUUGGACCUGAUCAAAGACGGUUUGGACAAACCCGCACUGCGGGCGAAACUCGUCCUGGAUCUUAACGACCCGGACAUGGUCUUCGAAGUGAGGGACGGGGAUAAGGAGGGUCUUAAGGUGAAAGCGCAUGCGGCAGCAAUUGUUCUGACGGCAAAUAGUAAGGAGAGGCCGCCGUCGGCGACGCUGGCAGGGGGGGAGAAUCAGCAGGCGGCGGCUGCCCCCCAUCCUGGUGCAGCGGUCCGGUUCAAUGUGUCAAACGACAGGUUUUACCAGACCACACAGGUCAAGAAGACCAAGGCCCGGCAGCGCGCCCAGGAGACCCGCGUCAAGAUCGUGCACUCCGUCCCCGCGCUCAAGCUCCAGACCAGCCGCCCAACUCCGCUGCUCAAGGAGAUGGCCAACUUCCACCGGCCGCGCGCGGUGUGGUUCCCCGUGUCCAAAGACCGCGCGUUCGAGCAGGAAAACGGCGACCGGGGGCAGAUCCGGCUGGUGGUGAAGUCGCUCGGGAACAUCGGAAAGAGCGUGACGGUGCGUGUCAAGGGGUCGGAGGCGCUGGAGGCGGUGCGGGGCAAGGUGAUGAGCAAGUGGAAAGACGUGAAGAAGGAAACCCUGCGCUUCCUCCACGCCGGCAAGGAGAUCACGGACGGCGCCCCGCUGACUGACCAGUCCCUGCGCCACGACUCCAUUGUGCACUUGAUCCGCACCAAGGUGCAUCCGCUGCUCAAGGCCAACAAGCUGCCCAAGUCCGAGCAGCCGUCCCGGCCCCCGGGGGCCUUCAAGAAAAAGGUCGACCUCACCGCAAAAGACGGGCACGUUCUCCUCAUGGAGUACGCCGAGGAGCGGCCCCCCCUCCUAAGCCUUCCCGGGAUGGGGGCCCGCCUCGCGACCUACUACCGCAAGCGCAGCUCUGCGGACGGGAACGCCGCGUCCCUCAAGUCGGGGGGUGGUUUCUUGGGCCAAAUCGUCCCCCUGGAACCCGCGGAGCCGACGCCGUUCCUGGGGCAGGUUCCGGAGGGGCAGUCGGUAACAAGUCUGGAGACGAGCCUGUACCGGGCGCCGGCGUUCCGGCACAAAGUCCCGACGACGGACUUUGUGCUAAUUCGGUCGAAUCACGGGAAGCUGAGCCUGCGCAAGGCUACGGGGCUGCACCUUGUCGGGCAGGAGGAGCCGUCGAAGGAGGUGAUGGUCCCCAACAGCAAGGCCGCGCUCAAGUACUCGGAGGCGCGUCUCCAGCUGCACGUCUUCCGCGAGUUCACGGCGCAGCUGCGCAAGAAGAAGGGCGGCGAGCACGCGGCGCUGCCGAUGCACGACCUCGCGCGCCAGUUUCCCGGGCAAGCGGAACAGACGCUGCGCAAAUGGCUGCGGCCGUUUGCGCAAUUCACGACGCUCGGGAUGCUGCGCAAGAAGCCCGGGUUUAUCAUUCCGCAGGAGGACGAGCUGCGGCGGAUGGUGGCGCCGGAACAGGUCUGCAUGUUCGAGGCCAUGAAAGCUGGCCAAGAGUACCUCCGCCGCGCGGGCAUCAGCGUCCUUACGACCCCCGGGGGGAUCCCCCUGGCGCUCGAGCAGAUAGCCAAAGAGGUCGACGCCCAAACCCGAGAACUCGCGGACUACAUCCACCGAGAGUUACAGCUAACCCCGUGGAACUUGACCGCGAGUUUCCUAACUGGGAUGGAGGGGCGGGGUCAGAUGGAACUAAGCGGGUUAGCGGACCCGAGCGGGCGGGGCCAGGGGUUUAGUUAUCUGCGGUUGCCGGCGAGGAAGGAGGAGGACGAGCUGGGGAAGAAAAAGAAGGCGCUGCUCAAAGAGAAGGAGGGGAAGCUCACAGGCACGGACGCGGAUUUGCGCCGGCUGAGCAUGGCCGCAUCGCGGCAGAUGCUGCUCAACUUCGGCGUGCGCGAGGCCGACAUCCCGAAGAACCGCUGGCGCCGCAUCGAGAUGGUGCGCAAGUUCAGCAGCGCGGCCGCGCUCGAGGGGCGCGCGGGCGCGACCGCCAACAAGUUUGCGCGCGGCAGCCGGCUGACGCUGAUGCAGCAGCAGGAGAUUUUUAUGAAGAAGGCGCAGGAGAUCUGGGACGCGCAGCUCAAGGCGUUGGCGGACGAGAAAGUCCCCGAGGAGGCUGGCAGCGACGGGGAGGGCAGCGAUAUGGACUCGUUCGCGAAGGAACUGGAGGCGGCGCUCGAGGAGGGCGACAAAGACGAGGAGGUCGCCAAGAAGAAGGACGGGUCCAAGGGGUUCGGGCGCGGACGCCAGGCGCUGCAGGCGCGGGUGCGGGAGGAGCAGCUGGAGGACGAAGAGGCCGAGGCAGAGGAGCUGCGCAAGAUGCUGCAAGAGGACGACGAGCAGGUGCAAGGGAACACCGAUACCGCAGAGGACAAGGGCGAGGUCGAACCGGAGCUGCCGGAACCGCCCGAAGCCCCCGCGCCCGCGCAGCAGUUGCCGAAAGUCGUGAAAGUCGUGCGGAUCCGAAAAGUGGACGGGAAGGAAGUCCGUGUGGAGGAGUUUCUGCGAGACCCUGAGAAGAUUGCCGAGUUCUAUCGGGAGAAGGAGAAGAAAGCGGCCGCGGCGGGGGGGUCGAAAGGCGGGGCGAAGGCGGCCCCCGGGCCGAAACCGGGGAUGAAGAAGAAGGUUCAGCGGACGGGGUUAGUGGAGGAGGAAGACGAAGCGAUGAUUAAGUCACGAAAGUCGCCGUUCAAGGGGGGCGUGAAGGGGAAGAAGUUCGGCAAAGGGGGGCUAAGUGUGCAGACGACAGGGCUGAAGCACAGGGGGGGCGAGGGAACGCCGACGCCGAAGACCGGGGGGAAGGGGACGGAUAGGGUAUGUCUCAAGUGCGGGCAAGUUGGGCAUAUGAGCACGAACCGUGCGUGUCCGAUGUAUAAUGCGGAUGGGGUAGAAGGGCCGUCGAGGCAGACGGUUUUGCUAGUGAAUGAAGCGGUGAGAGUUGAGGGGACGAAAGUUGCGAUCUCGCGAAAGAAGCCCCCCGGCGCGGGGGGUUCUUUCGGGGGGCUCACACCUAAGGUGGUCGACGCCCCCCGGAGGGCGCCGAGCACGCUCGUGUCGCUGAAACGGCCGCGGAAAACGGAAGAGGAGUCGACGGAAACGGAACCUAAGCCCAAGAAGCUCAAGGGGACGUUGAGCUUCGUGUGUCGUGCAGAGGGCGACGUUUCGGGGGGUCAGAAGCGGCCCGCGGAGAGGAGUCAGGCGUCCCCCCCGGAAAAAAAGCAGCGGCCGCAGCCGAAUCGGAAGCUGAACCGAGAGUUCUACAGGAUCUUGAAACGGCUGGAGGAAAAGUUGACGGAGUCGUAUCCGUUCCUCGACCCAGUGGAUGAGAAAUUGGUGCCUGAUUACUACGACAUUAUCACACGGCCGAUGUGCCUGACAGUGAUGAAGGAAAAGGCUCUCAAGGCGGCCGCGUACAAGUCGGUGGAGGAGCUCGUCGCGGACAUGGAGCUGAUCCGGGCGAACGCACAUACGUACAACUACGAGGGGAUCCCUCCGCAAGCGGACCGGCUCUUUGACGCCUUCAUGACGGCGGUCGAAGCGAAGAGGUCGAAUUUGGAGGCAAUCGCCAGGGAGAAGCCUGGGUUAGAUGAAACUUAGUCUGACCGCAAGCGAUGGCCGUCCCAGCCUGGGAAUGGAGUAUGCAAUCUGUGAAGAACGAUUCAAUGUGACAGCCACUGUGCUACGAGCAGUGCCCUCGCAUAGUAGUGGUGCAAAUUUGCCCUUGAAUUCCAACGCUCCACUAAACACACGUUUAAAGGUGCGUAAGAGUCGUUCAACAAAACGGGUAAUGCCAGGCUCUUGACGGCAACUAUAUGUGCAAUCCUCAUGUGGGGAUGAUGCACACACAUGACGUACUGAAGUACAUUAUGGCCAGCUUACAAUGACUUGCUAUUGGAAGCCAAAGCGGGCGCGAACAAAAAACAGACGUGUGCAGAACCAUCCGUUAGCUGCGCAUAUAAAGAGGGAGUUGUGAAUCAACAUGAUCGGAA